Branchiostoma floridae (Florida lancelet) is the source of this 2848-nucleotide messenger RNA. RefSeq names its product tissue-type plasminogen activator-like. Gene Ontology annotation, biological process: proteolysis. Gene Ontology annotation, molecular function: protein binding; serine-type endopeptidase activity. The transcript is spliced from 11 exons. Lineage: Eukaryota; Metazoa; Chordata; Leptocardii; Amphioxiformes; Branchiostomatidae. The record is from RefSeq and is a predicted model, not a curated record. The coding region runs from base 1 to 1434 and encodes 477 amino acids.
AUGCUACUGCGUGUCACAGGAGAGAGUGCAUACUGUUAUCGGGGAAAGGGGCUUGUAUAUCGCGGCCAUGACCAUGAGACCAUCAGGGGUCUCACAUGUCUGUUCUGGAACGAGACCUUAGACCGGAAGUUCAACACUCGUGACUACCCGAAUGGACAGCUUGGGUUAGGUCCGCACAACCACUGCCGUAACCCGGAUGGAGACGAGAAGCCGUGGUGCUACACCGUGAACGACAAGCACGCGCCGCCUCGAGAGCCUCCGAAGUACUGCAGGAGUGACGAGGUGAUCUGCGCGAACAGACAGUGCCUGCCUGCGCGCUUCGUCUGCAACGGGAACGACGAGUGCGGCGAUGGCAGCGACGAGGAGUUGUGUGACUGUUUCCGCGGACGCGGUAAGGACUAUCGCGGGCGGCACUCCGUCACCACGGCCGGCCUGCCCUGCCUCUUCUGGAACGCCACCGUCCAUCUGGAGUUCAACUCGUGGAAGAACUCACAGACGGAAUACGGCAUCGGGCAACACAACUUCUGCCGGAACCCGGACGGGGACAGCGCGCCAUGGUGCUACACGCACCCUAACGGGCGGUACGGGUACUGCAACGUCAGCAGAUGCGAAGACAAAUUUGACCUGUCGGAUAAGCUAAUGGGUGACGCGCCACGCAGCACCCAAAUAAGGCUGCCCCGCCCCGUCAUCCCUUGCGGCACCCCCAGUGUUGCCCAGCCGUUGAGCGGUGACGUAGCUGUGAAAGGCGAGCAUCCGUGGCAGGCCCUGCUGCUGACCAAAGGCGUGCACCACGCGUGCAGCGGGACCCUGGUGCAUGACUGUUGGGUGGUGACGGCUGCGCACUGCAUGGACGGAUCUAAGGACGCUUACGUCAUCAGGCUGGGGGAGUACAACACCGUCCUGGGCGAGCAGACCGAGCAGGACUUCGGCAUCGACAAGGCGGUCAUUCACCCAGGAUAUGACGUAGGCACCGGCCAACACGACAUAGCCCUGCUCAAGCUACGAAAGAAGAACGGCGCAUGUGCGAGAACCACCAACUUCGUACGGCCCAUAUGCCUCCCGGAUGCGGAAAUGACGUUCCCUGUUGGGACGCAAUGUGACGUCAGCGGAUGGGGCAGAACAGACACAGACCGGUCUCUGCGUCCAACCACCCUGAUGAAGGCGCGGAUCCCGUUGUUGCAUGAUGGUCUAUGUCAGCACAUCUACGGAGACAAGCUCCUGCCCGGCAUGCUGUGCGCGGGCCACGUCAGAGGCGGCAACAACGCCUGCAAGGGCGACAUCGGCGGCCCGCUGACGUGCAAGCUUGAUGGGAAGUGGGUGCUGUGGGGUGUGACGUCAUGGGGGUUCGGGUGCGGGGAGCCGAAAACGCCCGGAGUUUACACUCGUGUUGCUGAGUACACGGACUGGCUGCAGAGAGUCAUGGCCUUCUACUGAGCAACUAGGGAGGUCCUUUAGUCUUCACUGAGCCCCUGUCAUCCAUUCAGACUAGCUGCAGAGAGUCAUGGCCUUCUACUGAGCAACUAGGGAGGUCCUUUAGUCUUCACUGAGCCCCUGUCAUCCAUUCAGACUAGCUGCAGAGAGUCAUGGCCUUCUACUGAGCAACUAGGGAGGUCCUUUAGUCUUUACUGAGACCCUGUCAUCCAUUCAGACUGGCUACAGAGAGUCAUGGCCUUCUACUGAGCAACUAGGGAGGUCCUUUAGUCUUUACUGAGACCCUGUCAUCCAUUCAGACUGGCUACAGAGAGUCAUGGCCUUCUACUGAGCAACUGGGAGGUCCUGUACCCCCGUCAUACAGUAAGAACAUUUCCUUUGCAGGUUAGACAUCCAGGAAAUAAAAUAUGCCAAAUAGCAGUUACUCAAGCAACUGGACAUGAUUUUUUAAAUCAUAGCCAAUUACUCGAGUAACUUUUAUUUAGCAUAACAUGUUAUAUUGUCGUGUCAGAUAUAGAAUUGUCAAAUUCCCAAAGUAAAUUCUUUUGAGGGGGGCUAUGAUUAUCAGAUAAUCCCUUAGGAGGAGGGGCAAUAUCUGCAAUUUUUCACCCUUGAAAGAAGUCUAGUCGUGUUAAAGUUUUUUUUUUUUAAUUGAGGACUUGUAUUAUUUAUAGUAGCGUUAUAUUUGCACAGGAUGUGUUCCACAAAUUUCACCAAGUGAGUGAAAUAUCUAUGGAAUUUCGCCUAAACUUAAGACCGGAAGGCAGCUGUUGUAGUAUGUUUGUAUGAUGGUUACAUUUCUGAAAGACCGCAAUGAGCUCGAGAAUUCUAGGAGAUUUGUUUUAUGAAAUUCGUUGAUAGAACAUUGCUACUUUUUCAUAAGUUUGUCUGAGGCUGCUGUGUAUUAUUCACAGAUUCUUUCUUCAGAUUCACAUUUGUAGAUAUUGAUGGCUGUUAGCAAGUGAAACGUGCUGGACAAAGAUAUUUGGUCUUUAUGUAUAGAAUAGACAUCGCAUCGAUGAUUGUGUGCAAAACGUAAGGUUCUGGUCAUUUUUUUUGUCUGUAUGUGAAAAUAUCAGAAACAAUUUGAUGAAGUUUUGCCAACUUAUUAUUCGCUUGUACAUGAAGCAUGUAGUGGUUUGAUAUCUAAUUGAGAGUAUAGACACUAGCAAAUCAUUAGAACGUGAUUAAGAUUAACACGAAAUAAUGCUAUAUUUAUAUAAAAUAAUGACAUACAAUAUACAAACAGCAACCAAGUAUAUCACUUGAUUAAAGAAACGUUGGUAAAAAAAUCUGUGAACUGAUAAGGAUGUUGUAAAUCCGAAAACAAAACAUCGGCAGUUCGUUGUCGGGUGGAAUGGGACAAAAUGUUGGAUUAUGUGUCCAAAAGAAUUUGCAAAUUAAAAGCACAUCUUUA